UGGCAUGGAGCUGAAGCUCUGGUGCUUGGUGGCCACCAGAUGUGUCCUGCUGAAGGCCUGCCAUGGGCGGGAUCAGCCAGCAGCGCCAUAAAUAGGGCUGGCAGUGCAUCAGCCCUGGGGAACCAACCGCUGAACCCUGGAGCAAGGAACAGAUGGUGCUGUGGGCCGGCUGGAGGAGGUGCCUAGCAGGAGGCGUGGUGCCAGUGUUCUGUACUGGGGAGCUCAGCAUGUGCUCGAUGCCAAUGGAGUGUCUGUAGGGCUUCAGCUCAACGGGGACACGGAUCACAGUGCCGGGUCAGAUCCAUCAGGGUUCCCCAGUAGGCAGCAGGAAUGGCAGGAACUCAGGUGGGACUACCGGGACCAUUCCUGGAGCCUCCGGUUGGGCCUUGCCCCGUCUCCGACUCUGACUCUGACUCAGACUCAGAGGACACGGCUGUGGGUGGCACAGGACCCAGUGCUGCAGCACAGAACUACUCCCAGGUCAUCCACAGUGGCCACUUCAUGGUGUCGUGCCCGCACAGCGACUCGCUACCCCGGCGGCGGCACCACCGUGCCGAGCCCGAGCUGGCUGAUCCCCGGAGUAUUGACCCAACCCUCACCCGGCUCUUUGAGUGCAUGAGCCUGGAGUACAGUGGGAAGCUAGUAUCUCCGAAGUGGAAGAAUUUCAAGGGGCUACGGCUGCUUUGCUGGGAUAAGAUUCGACUCAACAAUGUGAUCUGGAGAGCAUGGUACAUACAAUAUGUGGAGCGGAGGAAAAACCCCAUGUGUGGCUUCAUCACCCCUCUGGAAGGCAUGGAGGCUGAUGAGCACCGAAAACCAGAGGCUGUCGUGCUGGAGGGCAACUACUGGAAACGCCGCAUUGAGGUGGUGAUGAGGGAGUACCACAAGUGGAGGAUCUACUAUAAGAAACGGCUCCGAAAAUCCACACGGGAGGGAGGGAUCUCCAGUCCAAAGCGGGACGAGGAUGUCUGGAGGCCAACAGAGAAAUGGUGCAACCAGCUCUUCUGCAAUGUGGUGCCCAUGCUGCUUGGAGAUGAGGAGGAGGAGCAUGGGAGCAGGCAGCAUUUCGAUUUGGACACCUUCCUCUCAGACAUAUCUGACACCCUCUUCACCAUGACACAGAUGCCCAGCACCCACCAGGCACUCCCUGAGGAUGCAUAUGUUGGGAAUGCUGACAUGAUACAGCCGGAUUUGGCACCCCUGCAGCCCAGCCUGGAUGACAUGGACAUAUCAGAAAUCUUCACCAGCCACCGGCCAUCCCCAUCUCAGACACAACUGGGCUACCAGGACCCAUCCUGCUUCUCACCCAUGGCUGAGCCCCUGUUCAGCAGUGGGGGGUCCCUGAUGGGUGCUCGGGGUCUGCCUGUGAGCUCCGAGACCCCAUUCCUACCUGGCACCCUCCUGCAGCCCAGUGGUGCCUCCCAGCUCAGCCUCCACAGCGCCUUCCUGGGCUCUGAGCUGCCCCUGGCCCCCCUGCCCCCUGAACCCCCCGAAGUGGCACCCAGCAGCCUCAGCCCCCAGAUCCGACACAAGCCCACACUGCAGUACGACUUCCCUGGCAAGUGCCUUGGCCCGGAGCCACCAGCACCCCACUAUGCCCCCCCAGUCCCGUCCCCCCGGGCACCACUGCUGAGCCUGGAACCCCCCUUCUCCCCCACCUCGGCCCCCCGCUCUAAGCUCCCCUACAGCAGUUCACCUGACCCCUCACUUGCCACCCACCCUGCCUCCCCUCUCUCAAGCCCUUGCUUUGCCCCCUACGUCCCAGGGUUGGGCUAUGCCACAGGCAUGGGGCCCCAGGGGUACUCCAGCCCUGCUGUCUCCCAGCUCCUGCCCCCCACCCUGCUGGGCAACUCCAGGUUUACCCCCCACAAGGGGCCACCCCAGGGUGAGGGUGGGCAGCCCAAGGCAAAGCCCAGUGGCACCAAGGCAAGGAGGCUACCAGGACACCCCCUGUCCCACCUGCCUGAGCCCAACCGCUGCCCGAGCCAGCUCCUGACCACAGCCAAGCAGGAUCUGGCGCUGGAUACCCCUUGCCCAAUGGGUGCAGGACUCAUGCCCACGACCCCUAUCUCCCCGCAGAGCACUGUCCCCAAAGUCCCUGCCACCUUCCUCUCCAGAAUGGCCCAGAUGAGCCCAGGACUGGCUCCUGGCUCCAGCCCUUCCCAGGUGUUGCUGCACACAGUGGACACACAGCUGGGCCCUCUGCAAGUCCCCAAGACAGAGCAGCUGUCCCCCACAUCAGCUUGUGGCAGUGACUGGCCCAAGCCAAGCCAGGUUUCCCCAGGACUCACUGCAAGGCAGGGCACUAGCAUCUCCCUGCACCAGCCCAUGUCCCGUCCAGGAAGGCCUGAGUCCAGCAAGCUGGAGAGCCGCCGCAUCACACACAUCUCCGCUGAGCAGAAGAGACGCUUCAACAUCAAGCUUGGCUUCACCACACUGCACAGCUUGGUGAGCACACUGAGUGCUCAGCCCAGCAUCAAGGUCAGCAAGGCCACCACCCUGCAGAAGACAGCAGAGUACAUCUGCAAGCUGCAGCAGGAGCGGGCAGCUCUGCAGGAUGAGGCACAGCGUCUGCGGGAGCAGAUCGAGGAGCUCAAUGGCUCCAUCAACCUAUGCCAGGAGCAGCUGCCAGCCACAGGGGUGCCCAUCACACGACAGCGCUUUGACCACUUGCGCAGAAUGUUUGAUGAGUAUGUUCGCUCCUCCACACUGCAGAACUGGAAGUUCUGGAUCUUCAGUAUCAUUAUUCGGCCCCUCUUCGAGUCUUUCAAUGGCAUGGUGUCCACAGCCAGCAUGGAGAGCCUCACCCAAACAUCGCUCGCUUGGCUGGACCAGCACUGCUCCCUCCCAGCACUUCGGCCAACUGUCUUGAGCUCCCUGCGGCAGCUGAGCAUCUCCACCGCCAUCCUCAGCGACCCUGCCCGUGUCCCCGAGCAGGCGGCGCGGGCAGUGGCGGCGCUGGGACGCCCUGGCGCCUCCUCCUCCAUCUGACUACUCCGGGGGCUACGGGGUGUCCCUCGGGCACCGGCGUGGGGACCGGGACUGCACGAGGGCUGUCCUGCCCUGUCCUCUGCAAUAAAGGAUUUGCUGUGCCACGGA
Molecule: messenger RNA, 3099 nt
Organism: Lonchura striata (white-rumped munia)
Lineage: Eukaryota; Metazoa; Chordata; Aves; Passeriformes; Estrildidae
Gene: MLXIPL
Product: MLX interacting protein like
Biological process (GO): regulation of transcription by RNA polymerase II
Cellular component (GO): nucleus
Molecular function (GO): DNA-binding transcription factor activity, RNA polymerase II-specific; protein dimerization activity; RNA polymerase II cis-regulatory region sequence-specific DNA binding
Source: RefSeq, a predicted model, not a curated record